This is a messenger RNA of Ostrinia nubilalis (European corn borer), 2617 nucleotides long. RefSeq lists its product as uncharacterized. The record is from RefSeq and is a predicted model, not a curated record. Gene Ontology annotation, biological process: DNA integration; DNA recombination. Lineage: Eukaryota; Metazoa; Arthropoda; Insecta; Lepidoptera; Crambidae. Gene Ontology annotation, molecular function: DNA binding. The transcript has 2 exons. Bases 1488 to 2396 code for a protein of 302 amino acids.
UGAAGUCACAUGUAGGUGUAGACCCAGAGUUAAUUCUCAAAUGAGAUUGACCGAGAGUCGCUGUUGUUUACAACAGCAUUUACUUACUCAACCCAGAGCCAAGUAUCUUUCGAGAUCGGCCGAGAGUUGCCUAAAUAAGUAAAUUAUGCAUUUUAACAGACCCAAGAGUCAAUUUUUUCCAAAUUGACCGAGAGUCAAAUCCUUGACUUACCUUUUAAUAAAAUUUAUAUACCUACCCACUAAAAUACUUAUUAGAUAUUUAAAAUACAGACAACAGAAUCAAUAUUUAGCAAUAUUUUCAUGAUCUAAAUAAGGUAGUAUAUAAAAAAAAAAAAUAAGUAUCUUUCCACCUUCAACAUAGUUAAAAUAAUUCAAAUUGUAAGAAUUUUAAUUAAGUACUUACAUAGUUUAUUUCUACUUUUAGUUCCCGAGGAAAAUUCACCUCCUCAAGCCGAUAACACUGUUGAAAUCCCCUACGAGGAAACCUUUGAAAUCCUGCCAGAACAAAACCUGGAAGUACAAACUUCUUCAGAGCCUACACAAGAACUAACGAGUCUUGUUGAAAAUGUCACUUCGGAGACAACAACGCCACCAGACUUGGAUCCAGAGCUGCUAGCAGCAUUGGGAGACCCGACUGAUGACACCCCCGAAUACGGGAGCGACAUACACGAACGGCUGGCCAAAUUAUGGCAGCCUCUACUUAAAAAAGGCCUGGACAAAGAAGCAAAAGACAGGAUUUACAAAGAAUACACUACUCCCAAUAACUGUAGACUGCUUCAAGCCCCGAAAAUGAACCCCGAGAUCAUGGCGGCCGUGACAGACGCAAGGAAAACAAAAGAUAAACGAUGGGCCACAAAUCAACAGCAAAUAGGCUCUGCUAUAACAGCCAUAAAUAGGGCCAUGGAAAAAUUAAUGACAAGCGACGACAAAGCCUCAGCUAUAAAACAUCUAAGCAACAGUUGUCGAAUGCUGUGUGAUAUGCACGCAUUGUUCACGAAAAUCAGAACUAGAGUUGUCUGCACAGGCCUAGAUAAAACCACACUAAGUGUUAUAAAUAACACAGAACGAGACGAAUUGCUCUUCGGGGCCAACCUGUCGGAAAAAAUAAAGGUGGCAAAAACCCUUGAAAGACAAGGCAACCAAAUGAAAAGACCUAAUCAAAACCAAAGACAAACACAGCCUUCAUCAUCACGUCCAUAUUCGGAAAACUGGCAGGCCCCUCCUCGCUACCCAUCAACCAGAGGACGAGGAGGAUACAGGAAGCCCACGCCCAAUGCUCGACGACAGUACGCGCAAACAUCGAUGAUACCACCACCAGCUCCAGCUCUCCCAAGGGGUCCACGUCCUGCACACCAGAUGCGCCCGAGGACACCACAACAAUAACUCAGAGAACACCAUCCAUUGCACGAGACUCUUACCCUGGGUGCCGCGAGGCUCUGCAAGAAGCAUUCAUACGGCGAAAAACACCACUAGAAGCCAUAACCUUAAUGUUAGCCUCGCUGUCUGACAGCACUUUAAAGCAAUAUAACGUUUGCUAUAAACUAUGGUGGCAUUUCUGCGAAUCUAACAAACUAGAUACCUACGAACCGACAAAAUCUCAUAUCUUAGGUUUUUUAACUGAACAAUUUAAUAAAGGUUGCUCGCAUGCAUCUUUAAAUAGUCAUCGAUCAGCACUGUCCUUAUUAUUAGGUAAUAGUAUUGGCAACGAUGAAUGCGUUAAACGAUUACUUAAAGGAGCAUUCAAACUAAGGCCUAGCUUACCCAAAUAUACCUAUACAUGGGACCCACAAUUAGUCCUAAAUCACCUUUCAAAAUUAUACCCCAAUACUGAAUUAACGCUGGAAAACAUCACUAAAAAGCUAGCAGCACUAUUGGCAAUUUGUACAGCUCAAAGAGUACAAACGAUCUCACUAAUAAAACUAAGUAAUAUAACUAUUAAUGAUGACAUUAUUAGAAUUAUAAUCACGGACAUCAUUAAAACAUCAAGGCCGGGCCACGAACAACCUAUAUUAAAUUUGCCUUACUUUCAUGAAAAUAUCAAAAUUUGCCCAGCUACUACCCUAAAGGAUUACAUUCUUUUAACGCGACAUAUUAGAGAAGAUAAUUCCGGUAAACUAUUAUUGACAUUUAAACCACCACAUAGACCAGCAACCACACAAACAAUUAGCCGCUGGGUCAAACAAGUGCUGGCAGAUAGCGGGAUAGACAUAAGCAUUUUCACUGCACAUAGCACGAGGCACGCAGCCACAUCUGCUGCGAGUCGCGCGGGAUCUAACAUAGAAACAAUUAGAAAAGCCGCAGGCUGGUCUAACACUUCAAGUACCUUCGCUCGAUUUUAUCAUAGAAAUAUACAAGAUGAUGGCCUGUUUGCAAAAUCUGUAUGUUUACCUACCUAAAAGGUAGAUGAUUUACGAUUCCAAUUACUGAUUAACCAAUUGUUAUUAUGAAUAAUGAAUAAUUACUAUGUAAUUUAAAUUCUAAUUUAUAUUGUAAUAACACAAAGUAGGUAUGUGUUUUAACCAAUAAAUAAUUAUGUUAAGAUGACAUCCAUGUAUAAAAUGAUAUAUGUAUUUGAUAAUUAACCUUACUGAUAAUAAGAAACAAUGUGUUCAUUAGA